CUGAUCCGCGAUCCGCGAUCGCACCGUUACGUCGCGACAUCGCCCAGAUUCGAUCGAGCGGGGAGUCGGUGCAUCGUUCAAAGUCUUGCCGCGUUUCAGUGCCAAGUAUUUUCGCCUAAACUGGCGCGUCCUUCUGGGUGGAUCACGCUCGAGAGCGGCGAGAAGGCCGAGAAGACGCGUUAGUUUCGCGCUCGCACGUAAUCGAACGGUAACGGUAACGUUAACGUUACCAACGUUUUAGCUCCAAGUUGACGUCAUCGCUGAGAAAUCAAUAACUGCAUUGGGCCGUGGGCUUUUAUUCGUGGUAGCUAGGUAGCUUCCUCGGCCACGUUUACGGAGCAGACACAUUUAAUCUAUUGCUAGACGACAAGAUGAUGUCCGAUCGUAAAGCCGAGCUAGAAAGGAAGAAGGCGAAGCUGCAAGCUAUUAGGGAGGAGAAGGAGAGGCGCAGGAGGGAGAAAGAACAGAAAGAUGUAGAAGAAGCUACCGUUCGUGCCGCUGGCACGGACAAGGAUCAGCGCAAGGAGAUAGAUGCAAUGUUGUCUUCUUUGGGCGUAGCGCCAGUGUCAGACGUGCUCUCUAGUUUGUCGAGUAUGAGCUCGCUGACGCCUGAACAAAGUGCUACGGCCACACCGGACGCCAGCUUGCAGCCAUCCAGUAUAACGUCUGCUCAAAGCAGUGCGGGACGAAGGAAGACGCGGGAGCUCACAAUCGUCUCCGUGGCGCACACAAACAUUCCACCAAAAGAACCGGUCGUUUACAGCAAGCAAACGCAAACCAUUCAGACCACGCAUACAUCCCACGACGGACUGUCCACAUCGUCCUCUGCAUACACCAUCUACUCCUCCUGUUCAACAACAACACCAACUCACUCUUGCUCCGCAGGCUACUUUGAGACUGACUGGUGGCGUCCCAGGAAAGGUGGGUCUGCACCAAACUACCUAUACGAGUACAAUCUAAAUCCUGGUUUAGAAUGGGAGGACGAAUUUACAGUUUUGACAUUUGAUGAUGGCCAAGCCGAAGACGAAGAAAAUAGCUUGCCGCACAUGGACGGUUUCCAGAGUAAGCUCCCACCGGGAAUCCUUCCUCACGGAUUACCGCAAGUUAAGGAAGUCCAGCCUGCCGUUACACAGGUAGAGCAAGAGAAGCAGAAAGAGAAGCCCAAGAAAGAAGUACGGGAGCUUAGCGAAGAAGAGAAGCAAAUGAUUAUCCUGUCGGAAGACUUCCAACGAUUCCUCGAUCGUACCAGCAGAAUCGUGGAGAGAGCACUGGGCGAAUCGGUCGAUAUCUACACCGAUUAUGCUGGCACUAUGGACGGCGAAGACGGAAUGGACGAGAAGAGUCAUCAACGGUUGUGGUUGAAUCGCUCGUUCAUUUGCGAGCGAUGGUCCCGUAAUCGUUGUGUAACCUCCAUGGACUGGUCGCCGCAGUUCCCCGAGCUUUUAGCGGCUUCGUACAAUAACAACGAUGACACUCCGAACGAUCCUGACGGCGUAUGCCUAAUCUGGAAUACGAAAUUCAAGAAAACCACGCCAGAGUUUAUCUUUCACUGUCAAUCGCCCGUUAUGUCCACCACGUUCGCCAGAUUCCACCCGAACUUGAUCCUGGGCGGCACCUACUCCGGUCAAAUUGUGCUUUGGGACAAUCGAGUGCAAAAGAGGACUCCCAUACAACGCACUCCCUUGUCAGCCACUGCGCACACUCACCCGGUAUACUGCUUGAACGUCGUUGGAACGCAAAACGCGCACAAUCUGAUCAGCAUUUCGACAGACGGCAAAUUGUGCUCGUGGAGUUUGGACAUGCUGUCACAACCGCAAGAAGCAUUAGAAUUGCACACGAAGCAAUCGAAAGCGAUUGCCGCCACGUGCUUGGCCUUCCCGCAUGGCGACGUUAACAAUUUCGUCAUGGGAAGUGAGGACGGGACCGUUUACUCGGCCUGCCGACACGGUAGCCGCGCCGGGUUGACGGAAACGUACGAGGGUCAUCAGGGGCCGGUCACUGGCGUUAGCGCACACGCGGUGCAGGGCGGAAUAGACUUCUCUCAUCUAUUCCUGACAUCUUCCCUAGACUGGACUAUCAAACUCUGGAGCCUAAAAGAGAAUAAGCCGCUCUACUCUUUCGAGCACAAUGGCGACUACGUCUAUGACGUCGCAUGGUCUCCGACGCACCCGGCGCUGUUCGCCUCUGUCGAUGAUUCCGGCAGGCUGGAUUUGUGGAAUCUGAAUCAGGAUACGGAGGUACCCACCGCCAGCGUCGUCGUUGAUGGGUGCCCUGCUCUGAACAGGGUAUCGUGGACGCCAAGUGGAUUGCAUGUCACUGUCGGUGACGAUACUGGGAAAAUAUGGGUCUACGAUGUCGCCGAGCAUCUAGCUCAUCCAAGGAUUGACGAAUGGAACAAGUUCCUGUACACGCAACAGGACCUGAAAAACAAUAAAGCGGAUGAAGAACUGGAUAAACUUAAUCUUAGUUCCGGGCCGUCUUCGUUAACAUCUAUGACAUCCAUUUCGUCAGUGCCUCUGAGAUAAAAACCAUACGUUUAUUUGCUCUAGCGAUGUAAUUGCCAUAGUAACUUUUUCCAGGAAUUGAUUACACUUGCACGUGUAUAAAAUAUUGAAAAAUAAGAACCCAAGGGAGAGGUUUGGCUUCCACAAUGAUUUUACUGAAUGUAAUAUUGAAAGAUUAGUUGCCAAUUUUUCUCUCCAUUUUUCUUCGUUAAUGAAACAAUGACUAUAUCGAAACAACUCUUCAUCCUUGGAAAAUAUACAUAUUAUUAACGUGUUAAGCAUUAAUAAUAAUUAUUCUAUAAUACAAAAAUAUAUGUUCAACUAAAAUUAUAAGUAUUAGUUGAGUAAAUCUAUGAUAUAUCAGAAUUGUAAAUAAUGCUUUAAUCGUAUUUUGAAGGAUUAUUUUAUAUAAUUUGUUGUGAUUUAGCUCAAAUACGUUUCGCACGACAAUUUAUCGGUAUUUAUCGCCAAGCACUUGAGAUAAUAUUACAUGUUGUCAAAUUUAGGAAAUUAAAACCACUGAUUGAAACUUCAAAGAUGAAAUAUUCUCUGAAUUGUUAUGUAAAGAGAAAGGAACACACAUACUCAUUAAGCUGUGUAAUAUAUUUAUAUAUAUUUCCCCAGUCAAAUAAUUUGUUUACGCACGUCGUUUUAUUCGUUCAUUUUUUUCAAGUAACAAUCAUCGCUAUUUUUAGAAAUGUAUAUUUAUUAGGCGUUUUUGUAUCAUCUCGUAAAUGUUGUUGCAAAUACACGUCAUUUAUUGCGAAAUA
This is a messenger RNA of Temnothorax curvispinosus, 3274 nucleotides long. RefSeq names its product cytoplasmic dynein 1 intermediate chain (gene sw). The transcript is spliced from 13 exons. Lineage: Eukaryota; Metazoa; Arthropoda; Insecta; Hymenoptera; Formicidae. The coding region runs from base 372 to 2525 and encodes 717 amino acids. Gene Ontology annotation, cellular component: cytoplasmic dynein complex. The record is from RefSeq and is a predicted model, not a curated record. Gene Ontology annotation, biological process: transport along microtubule. Gene Ontology annotation, molecular function: dynein heavy chain binding; dynein light chain binding.